Diabrotica balteata is the source of this 953-nucleotide messenger RNA. Lineage: Eukaryota; Metazoa; Arthropoda; Insecta; Coleoptera; Chrysomelidae. The record is from the annotation of a GenBank genome assembly.
GUCAGUAAAUGCAACUAUAUUCACAUGGGUUUUGGUUUGACGUUUUGUAAAUGAAUAGGUUAUAAUAAUAUCAAAUAAUUAAAACAAAACAAAUGUAAAAAUGGUUAUUUACGGUAUUUAUAUUGUAUCAAAGUCUGGAGGUUUAAUUUUUAAUUAUGAUAAUGUUGUCCCAAAAAUCGAAUCCGAAAGAAAGUUUACUUACCCCUUAGAUAUCAAAUUACGUUCUGAAAACAAAAAAAUUAUAGUCGAAUUUGGUCAAAAAGAUGGAAUUCAAGUUGGUCAUGUAUUAAAUUCAGUGAAUGGUAUACCAGUUACUGGACUACAAAUGGAUAAUGGUGUUAAUGCUUUAGAAUUCAUUGAGAAGGAAGAAAACUAUCCUGUUACUCUACAAUUCGCUAGACCUAAAAUGACAACCAAUGAAAAAAUAUUUUUAGCAAGUAUGUUUUAUCCUCUGUUUGCAAUAGCGAGUCAACUUAGUCCAGAACAAAAGUCUUCUGGUAUUGAAGUUCUUGAAGCUGAUACAUUCCGAUUAAACUGUUUUCAAACCCUAACUGGUGUUAAAUUAAUGAUAAUCUCAGAUAGAACCCAGACUGGAGUUGAUGUUUUACUUAGACGAAUAUAUGAGUUAUAUGCAGAUUAUGCUCUAAAAAAUCCCUUCUACUCUUUAGAGAUGCCCAUAAGAUGUGAACUAUUUGAUGUUAACUUAAAAAGUUUAUUAGAACAAAUAGAAAAAGGUGUAAAUAAUAUAUAAAUAAAUAAAAACAUUGCUUUUUUAUUUGUAUUACAAGUAUAGACAACUCUCUUGAAACAAUGUUCUCAACUUAAACUUCAUCAUCUGUAAAGACAAAUACUUUUAUUUAUUAUAAUAAAUAUAACAUAUAUACCCUGUAUUAAUAUAGUAUUCCAAUUUCUCAAUUGUGUUAUGUUUGAUCUCAAGGUAAACUCAGAUCAAU